This is a messenger RNA of Osmerus eperlanus (European smelt), 5372 nucleotides long. RefSeq names its product RE1-silencing transcription factor (gene rest). Gene Ontology annotation, biological process: positive regulation of transcription by RNA polymerase II. Lineage: Eukaryota; Metazoa; Chordata; Actinopteri; Osmeriformes; Osmeridae. The record is from RefSeq and is a predicted model, not a curated record. The transcript has 5 exons. The coding region runs from base 176 to 3154 and encodes 992 amino acids. Gene Ontology annotation, cellular component: nucleus.
CCAGCCCCCGGGAAACUUCACGAGUUUGCGCUGACGUCAGCAUCCCCAUGAACCACAACGCAAUGUAGAGGAAUGCACGGAAACUUCUUCCUUGAAUUGUUUUGUGUUGUAUUUCGAAAAUCUUUACCGAUUAAAGCGAUACACAGUGGAUAUACAUUAAAGACACAGAUUCAGCAUGGCUGCUCAGACAGUAUACCCUCUGGCAAUGUUCCCACCCACAGUUAGCGUCGCAAUGGAGGAGGAUUCACACAGCUUGACAGAACUCUCCCGUAACGACCUUCCGGCCCCUCAGCUCGUCAUGUUGGCCAACGUAGCUGUCAUCUCGGAGGGGAAUGGCUCAGAGAACAUGGCGGAGGAGAAGGAAAUGAUGGAGCUGAAGAAUGUGGGCAGCAGCAGCUACUCCGACAGCGAGGACGAGAGUGUCAUCAGAUACAGCUUCGAGAACCACAGAGAGAUCUGCAUUGUAGAAUACCCUGAGUCUCCCCUUGCCGCUGCGCCGGAGGCGGAGGAGAGCGUGGACAAGUGUCAGGAAGAGGAAAAGGAAAAAGAGCAGGAAGAGGAAGUCAAAGAGGACCGACCCCUUCCAACCAACAAGCAACCUUGUAGUCCCUCCACGCUGGGCAAGCGCAGAACCGCCCACGCCUUGGGCGUGGAGUCGGCCAAGAAGAAGAAGCCCUUCCACUGCAAGGCCUGCAACUACCAGGCCAAGUGUGAGGAAGACUUCGCUCAGCACAUCCGGAUCCACAGCGCCAACAAGCUGAUUGUGGUGAGACGCGUGGAGGGCGGAGAAAAGGGGAAGGCCAGCGAGGGCUCGCCGGGUCUGGAGUUCGAACCGGCGGUGGACGGCGACGACAUCAAAGGGGUCAUUCGGUGCGAGCGCUGCGGGUACAACACCAACCGCUACGACCAUUACAUCGCUCACCUCAAGCACCACAGCAAGGAAGGCAACAAUCACAGGGUGUACAAGUGUGUCAUCUGCACGUAUACAACCGUCAGUCAGUAUCACUGGAGGAAGCACCUGCGGAACCACUUUCCCAGCAAGCUUUUCACCUGCAGCCAUUGCUGUUACUUCUCCGACCGGAAGAACAACUAUGUGCAGCACAUUCGCACACACACAGGGGAAAGACCAUUCCAGUGUUCACAGUGUGGAUAUUCCAGCUCCCAGAAGACCCACCUCACCAGGCACAUGAGAACACAUUCAGGUGAAAGACCUUUCAAAUGUGACAGCUGCAAUUACCUGGCGGCAAAUCAACACGAGGUGACGCGUCAUGCCAGGCAGGUGCACAACGGACCCAAACCACUGUGCUGCCCCUAUUGCCAGUACAAGACUGCCGAUCGCAGCAAUUUCAAAAAGCAUGUGGAGCUUCACCUCAACCCCCGUCAGUUCCUUUGCCCCGUCUGCAAGUAUGCCGCUUCCAAGAAGUGUAAUCUGCAGUAUCAUAUCAAAUCCAGGCACCCUGGCUGUAACGAUGUGUCCAUGGAUGUGUCGAAGGUCAAGCUUCGGGCCAAGAAAUUUGAAUCUGAGACGGAUGAGUCUAGAAAGGUUCAUUCGUCUGGAAUGGAUGAGGAUCAGGAUGGGGACGAGGAGGAAUCUGGACUGGAAAUGAAUCUGGAGUUGUCUGACACUGACAAAGAGCCCAGUCCCAUCAAUCUCUCCACCAAAAGCAGCAAGAUAAACCCGGGUCAAGCUCCGGAAAGUGGAGCAUCUCACAAGACUGUGAAAACCCCCAGCAGGGAGAAACCCAGAAAAGCAAAGGAAAAGGUAGACAGGAAGGGAACAGCCAAGCAGAAGAAGGUAGACAAGGUGAGCGAGGUCAGAAAGACAAAGGAAAGCUUGCCGACAACAACCGCUGAAGUUGAAAGUGAGGUUAACGUUAAAAAAAACAAAAGAAGACAGAAGGUCGACAAAAAAGAUGCACGGGACAAGAACAAAUCAAAGGAAACGAAGGAAAAGGUUCAAAAGACGAGUGUGGAGACGGUGGUGAAAGAGAGAGACGACCAAGACAAACUGGGGAAAGGAAAACUGGACAAGAAGACUACGGGGAAGAAGCCGGAAAUGGAGGAACCUGAGAAGCCUCCAAAAAAACAGAGAAACGAAAGUAAUGGCGGCGGGAGCAAAGAGGUCAGCAGCUGUGAGUCUCCGAAGGGUGAAGCCUCAAAGCUAGCCAAAGCGGCUGACGAUACCGUCAAUGAAACUCCUGGAAAGAAAGAAUAUCCAGUUAAAAAGCCGGGGUCCAAGAGCAAGACCAAGGGCUUGAAGAGGAAAGCAACGGAGGCGUUGGACUUAUCCAUGAAGACUUCUCCUGAGGAGCCCUGCACCAGGGACAAACGGACGAAAGUCAAGGCUACAGACAAGCCACAAUCAAAACCCUGCGUCCCUCAAACCGUACCCGAGAGCUGUGAGCCUCGCCCAAUCACAGAGAGCUGUGAGCCUCGCCCAAUCACAGAGAGCUGUGAACCUCGCCCAAUCACAGAGAAGAAAGGCCAGACGAUGGAAACGGUGGCCUUGCCUGCUGUCGUAAAGUUGAAGAAGACCAAAAAGACCAACAGGAAAGAGGCCGUGGUCACCUCUGCGCAGGAAAAGAGUCUGGCGACAGACACCUCCACUCCUCAAGACGAGGCGUCUUCCCACACAGAUGCCCGGAAGACGCCCGGCCAGAAGACCACUCCAACAUCAAACACCGAAGACGCCUCCACAGGCAAACCGGAGACCCCUUCAGUGCCAGAGAAGACAGACGUUUCCGCCAAAGCCAAGGAGACGUCCGAGACCUCCGUGGAGACCCCUUCUCCAACAGGACGAGGCAGCUCCCCGAUCUUCAGGAGACCGCAGGGAAAGCCCACCUCUCCCUCCCUGGACCUCCCAGUGCCCAGAGACAAGCCCACGGACACGGAGGACGACGAGGGCAUCCACAGCCACGACGGAGGAAGUGACAUCAGCGACAGCGUGUCUGAGGGCAGCGACGACUCCGGCACGGGGAAGCUAGCCGACCCCGAGACUCCCACGGAUGAGAUACCGACGCCGACCGAACUCAAGUGCCACACGUGCAUCUUCUGCGACCGCACCUUCCCCGCGGAGGUCGAUUACCGCCGGCACUUGAAUCGCCACCUGGUAAACGUGUAUUACCUAGACAAUGAAGCAAAGACUCACCAGUAAGUGCCUGUCAUUGUCUCAGGUGCCAAAAAUUGGGUUUCUUGUGUCGUAUUCUUAUCUCUCUAUAAGCACUCAUGUAGAGACCUAUAGAAUACUAGCAUACAUGAACGAUGAUACACUCACGGUUUUGUAGAAAGGGGUCUUUUUGUAAUCAUAGCACACAGUGAUUGUGGAUCAGAAAAUAGACCUAGUCUACUUUAUACCAUUGUUGCAGUAAUUCAUGGCAGAUUUUCUCACUGUCACAUGACAGGGGCCCAUUAGUAUCAAGUCUCACUGAUAAGUUAAUGUAUCAAAAUACAGAGAAUGUCAAAAUGAAGUCCUUUUUAAGGAUGUGUGAAUUGAACAACCACAAGCAGUGUCAUCAUAUUACAAUACUCAGACACUCCAAGAGGACUUGUACGGCAUAUUAAUUUGUAUAUCCAAAACACAUACAUCGCAAGUUAACUCAAAUGUAUCUUAUUUCUUGUAGCACACUGUAUAUAUUUGACAACAUAGUGGUUGAUAUUAACUUUUUCUCCAGUGAGAAUACCCCGUCCUCUGGUUCAGAAACAGGUUUUGCUCCACAGAAAACUUCGCUAAGACAUUCCCUCCUCUCUCAAUACCAUCGUGUUUCCCCCCCAUUUACUGUAUCUGACCACAUUGAAGAACAACAAUAGUCAAUCCAUCCUGAAAGGAAGUUUAACACUUUUUCAAAGAGUAGCCAAAGAGCCCCUUCACUCCUGCAGGGAGGCUGAGGAUUAGACGCACCCAGGUGGUCCAUGCCUAGAAAAGGCCCAGAGAAUAAUAGGGCUUUCGUUCCUUUUGUGAAAACCCACUCCAGUGCAGCAGCGUACUCUGGAGGGGGUGAAGGGGGGAGGGUGCUGGUGCAUGUUCACAUUUUGGCCCAAAUACAAGUAAUCUUCUAUUUUGCAAGGAGAGCGUGACAAUGAAAUAGUUUUAUUUCCUUUUAGUUGUCUGUUGUCAUUGUGGUAUUGUUUGAGCCAAUACAGGUAUGAUCAAUCUGUACAUGAAAUGAAUAUUGGUGUCUUGAAAAUAUCAGUUGCCAUGGUCCCAUAGUGGGGAAAUGCGUUUAAUGACAUAGACGAAGGAAUACUACAUUGAAUUAGGCCACCUCCUGAACACCUUACCCGCACCAUGAAAGAAUCAAAACACCAGAUUGAUACAAGGCCAUCAUGUUUGCAUAGAGGUUUAGUUGCAUAUGUUAGAAUAUGCAGUCUAGAAUACUGUGUACUUGUUACCUAACCUAAAAUGCAUUUAGUAGACUGAUUUAAUUAAGUCCAAAGAGGAUUUUUACCAUGUUUGGCUUGCUGUGCCACAAUAUGUUUGUCCUUUCGCUCCAGUGCCUUUGACAAUCAGUAAUGGUUUUUGUUUUGAUGUUACUUAUAAUAUCAUAUUCAGGUUAGACAGCAAGGACUCAUUCUUUUCUUUAUUCGUCCAUCUUUAUGAUCAUUCCUUGAUUUCAUUUUAUUUGUUGAGUUGAUUGCAAAUGAAGACCAAUCCAUUAAGUUCAGGUCUGGAGUUAUUUGUGGUGCGUUUGAGGUACUAUGUCUGGGCAGGUUACUGAAUUAUUUUGGGUGUAGAUGUCUAGCCUAGGGAGGGUGAAUAUAGAAGCAGUCUGAAUAUAUCUGGAACAAACUAAACACCAUGUUGACUUCGCUAAUACUCCUUCUCUAUGCAGCUACUUUCUGUUCUUUAGAGGUUUGUGGGUUGAAAAACAAAACACAUUUACGCAGUGCAAUAUAAACUGGACUUGAUGCCAAAGUGAGAGGUAGAAUUGUAAAAACGUGUUUAGUUUCUUGAUUGUUUCCCAAACCAGACCAGAGCUGCAUUGUUUAUACUGGUGCUUUAGUUUCUAGAAAUGACACCUAAUAGCAGAGUAGAUUGUUAGGGCCCCAUAUCACUGUAAAUGUACACUUUCCAUGCUUUUGCAAAUGAUCUACACUUUUUGUUUACUUACAGUGUUUUCUAUAGUGGAUUUAAAGCUAACUGUUAAGGAAAGCCUUUGUAACCAUUCUACUUAUGUAAUCUUGCUUUUUUUAAAUUAGUGAGAAUAACUUGACUAACACCUUCAAAGUGUGGAGUUAUUGGAUAAUGUGUCCAAGGAUUCAUGAGAAUCAUAUCAACAAUUUUACAGAGAUAUCCUGCCUAUUUUGCUCUGCUUUUUUCUUUUUUUUAAAUAUAUAUAUAUAUAUAUAUAUGAAUAAAAGGGUCUGAAAAUCGA